AUGAGUCGGAUCUCUUUCAGGUCAUCCACUGGAGGAGGCAUGAGGGGGUUUAGCUCAGGCUCUGCUAUCGUAGGAGGUAGCAGCGGGGCCAGGAGCAGCUUUAGCUCCGUCUCUGUCUCCAGAGUCGGAGGAGGAAGAGCUGGAGGUGGAGGAGGCUUUGGAGCUGGCGGUGGCUUCGGCAGCAGAAGUCUUUAUAACCUAGGGGGAAGCAAAAGGAUUUCCUACAGCUCGGUUGGUGGAGGGCUGCGGAGCGGAGCCGGUGGUGGAUACAGCUUUGGAGGCUUUGGUCUCGGCUAUGGUGCUGGAGCUGGAGCUGGCUUUGGCUUAGGAGGAGCUGGUGGCGGUGGAGGCUAUGGGCUGGGCAGCGGAUUUGGGCUGGGAGGUGCUGGAUUUGGGGGCAGAGGUGGCCCUGGGUUCCCUGUGUGCCCUCCGGGGGGGAUCCACGAAGUGACUGUGAACCAGAGCCUGCUGGCUCCCCUCAAGCUGGACAUCGACCCUGAGAUCCAGAAGGUGCGGACGCAGGAGAGGGAGCAGAUCAAGACCCUCAACAACAAAUUCGCCUCCUUCAUCGACAAGGUGCGUUUCUUGGAGCAGCAGAACAAAGUGUUGGAGACCAAGUGGAGCCUCCUCCAAGAGCAAGGUCACACAGUCACCAGGAAGUCCCUUGAGCCUCUUUUUGAAGCCUACAUCAACAACCUGAGGAGGCAGCUGGACAGCCUCUUGGGGGAGAGGGGACGCUUGGACUCCGAGCUGAGGAACAUGCAGGACAUGGUGGAAGACUUUAAGAACAAGUAUGAGGAUGAGAUCAACAGACGCACCGGGGCGGAGAAUGAGUUCGUGGUGCUCAAGAAGGAUGUGGAUGGUGCUUACAUGAACAAGGUGGAGCUGCAGGCCAAGGCAGAUGGCCUGGCAGAUGAAAUCAACUUCCUGAGAGCUCUCUACGAGGCGGAGCUGUCCCAGAUGCAGCAGCAAGUGUCUGACACUUCUGUGGUGCUGUCCAUGGACAACAACCGAAACCUGGACCUCAACAGCAUCAUCGCGGAGGUGAAGGCUCAGUACGAGGACAUCGCCAACCGCAGCCGGGCGGAGGCUGAGGCUUGGUACCAAAACAAGUAUGAGGAGCUGCAGGUGUCAGCGGGGCGGCACGGCGAUGAUCUGCGCAACACCAAGAUGGAGAUCUCGGAGAUCAACCGCGUGGUGCAGAGGCUGCGCAACGAGAUUGAGAGCGUCAAGAAGCAGUGUGCCAACCUCCAAGCAGCCAUCGCUGAGGCCGAGGAGCGCGGGGAGCUGGCCCUCAAGGAUGCCAAGGCCAAGCUGGCAGAGCUGGAGGAUGCCCUGCAGAAGGCCAAGGCUGACCUGGCCAGGCAGCUGAGGGAGUACCAGGAGCUGAUGAACGUCAAGCUGGCCCUGGACAUCGAGAUUGCAACCUACAGGAAGCUGCUGGAGGGAGAGGAGAGCAGACUCGCUGGAGAAGGAGUCGGAGCCGUCAGCGUCUCCGUGGUCAGCAGCUCCAGCGGGAUGAGCUACGGCGGCGGCAUGGGCAUGGGCAUGGGCGGGGGGCUCGGCAUGGGAGGGGGCGGCGGCGGCGGCGGCUACAGCCUGAGCAGCGGCGGCGGCUUCGGCGGCGGCAGUGGCGGCGGCUUCGGUGGGAGCUCGGCGUUCGGCGGGGGGCUCAGCUACGGAGGAGGCAGCAGCACCGCCUUCAGCUCCGGGAGCAGCCGAGGGGUCAGCUCCAGCACGGGAGGCAGCGUGAGGAUCGUUUCCAAGACCACCACCAGCAAAAAGACCAUCAGAUAA
Indicator indicator is the source of this 1797-nucleotide messenger RNA. Its product is annotated as keratin, type II cytoskeletal 6A-like. Gene Ontology annotation, cellular component: keratin filament. The transcript has 9 exons. Gene Ontology annotation, biological process: keratinization; intermediate filament organization. Bases 1 to 1797 code for a protein of 598 amino acids. Lineage: Eukaryota; Metazoa; Chordata; Aves; Piciformes; Indicatoridae. The record is from RefSeq and is a predicted model, not a curated record. Gene Ontology annotation, molecular function: structural constituent of skin epidermis.